CUAUUACCUGGUUUAUUAUGAAGCUUGUUGUUUUGUUUGCUUUGUUUUUUCUUGUUACUUUUUGCCACAGUAGUAAUGCAGAAACAUUCACUCAACCUACUAAUGCAAGUCUGGUGUUUGGUCAAAUUUUUGGAGAUAUUCAUGACACCGAGUGUCGUGAAUACCACAAAAUUAAAGAUUCUUCACUGUGGUGUGCAUUCAUAAAAACUACCCCCAACUGCCAGAUGGAUGAAGGUUUUGUCAAUUACUUGAAAGGAGCGUUCUGUAGUUUUGUCCCAAGGUUGCUUCCACUUAUAUCUGUUCUUUAUGGUUUAUGGUUGAUUUUCCUGUUCAUUGGUCUUGGAACAACAGCAGAAGGAUUUUUUUGUCCUUCCUUAGAAUACAUUGCCCACAACCUGAAACUCAGUCAAAACAUUGCAGGUUUAACCAUUGUAGCAUUUGGUAAUGGCUCUCCAGACAUCUUCAGUGCAAUCGCCGCUUUUACAAAUUCAAACCCUACAGCUGCAGGUGUAGCUGUGGGGGCUUUACUUGGAGCUGCGACUUUUGUCACAACUGUAGUUGCUGGAUUGGUUGCCACAACACAGACAUUCACCCUCGCCCAGCGACCAUUCAUGCGUGACAUGACAUUCUUUAUUGCUGCAGCAUUCUGGGCAUUUUAUCUUCUUUAUACAAACGAGAUUAACAUAUACAGCUCAGUUGGUUUCUUGGGACUAUAUGUUUUCUAUGUGACAAUUGUGAUUGUUGGGCGAUACAUUCAUCAAAGACAGCGAGAAAAGCUGAAGAAGUUGCUUGGUGAUGUUGCUAAAAUACCUGAGGAUAGUGGAGAGGGAAUAAAUGGAUCACCAUCCACUUCUAUGGAUGAAAAUACUCCUCUUCUUGUGGGAACUCCAAGAAACAACAACAUGAAAGAGGAUGGAGGUGAAUGGAUUGAUUCAAAACUAAGGUCCGGACAUCAUGAUGAGAAACAUCUUCAUGCAAAUGAAAUAUCAGUUGAUUCAUGUUGUAUUGAAGAUGAUGAUCAUCAAUCAACUCUUCUUAUCUUCCUCCAUGGAAUAAACCCGAUCCCACGAGACGAUUGGAACGAAGCAAAACAUGUUUUCAAAAUUCUUUUGCUGUGCCAGGCACCUUGGAACUUUGUUUGUAAAAUCACAAUCCCAAUUAUUCUGUUGAACCAACAUAAUAAUGGAUGGAAUCGACCGCUAAAUUCACUUAGUCUUCUAAUUUCUCCAAUAUUCUGUGUAUUUGCCACAAAAGGUGGUUCAAUAUACAUUGUCGGCAAAUUUCCUCUGUGGUCAUUCAUGCUUGUCAUUGGUGUUGUGAUGUCAACAAUAUGCUGGUUGUUUACAGACAAUAGAAUGAAGCCAAGAUUUCAUUGGAUUUCCGCCUACAUUGGUUUUAUAGUAGCUGUGGUUUGGACUUACACGAUCGCAAACGAAAUAGUCAACCUUCUCCAAACAUUUGGCGCUAUCCUCAAUGUAAGCAAUGUAAUCAUGGGACUAACAUUCCUAGCUUGGGGAAAUUCUAUUGGCGAUGUGGUGGCUGAUGUGGCACUUGCACGACAAGGAUUUCCACGAAUGAGUUUAUCUGCUUGCUUUGGUGGACCUCUCUUCAAUUUAUUAAUAGGAAUAGGUCUCCCAUGUACUAUUACCAUCAUUAAGACAGGAAAGCCAGUUCAGGUUGCCUUCACCCACUUAGAAGCUGUGUUAUGUGCUGGUUUACUAACAAGUCUCUGCCUUACCUUUAUAGUCUUACCUUUACGGAAAUUCCGUAUGACACCAGCGUAUGGUUGUAUGUUGGUAGUAGUCUAUAUUCUAUUUCUAACUGUUGCAAUAUUGGCUGGUUUAAAUGUUAUUUAGACCCUAAAAUAUACCAGAGUACUUAAGUUACUUUAUUUAGGCCCUAAUGCUAAAUGUACCAGAGUACUGAACUAAGUAUAUACAGGAACAAAUGGUCAGUGUUAUAUAUUUGUUUGUUUUCUUUCCCAUUAUUGUUUAUUUUUCUGAGCUAUCUCGAAAAUUCUAUUUGAUUCAUCAAAAUGAUUAUUGCUGUGUUUAACUGUGAUACAUCUUCUAAUUUCUAAUAUUGUUAUUAUUAACUGCAGUUCGGUGCUAUUUGUUGAAGUUAUGUUGCCUUUUCAUGUCUAUCAGUUUAUUUACCACACCUUGGGUUUGUGCAAUCUUAAGCAACUGUGUAUUGCCAUUUACAUCUUUAUUAUACUAUUGCAAAUUACACCUACUUUUUAAAAAUUUGAAUUCUUCUGCAUUACAAAUAUAUCUGUUUUAAAGAUGUUUGUUAAGACAAAAGUAUCAUAUUACUUUAUUUAAUUUACCUGUGCUUAAAAUUAAUCCAAUAUUUUUGCAUGGAUUCUACAUUUCAACUCAGAGAAGCAUAAUUUUCACCUCAAUCAUAUUACACCAAAGAAUUUACUUAAUUUUUUUGAAUUUCCUAUUUUCACCUUACUUACUAAUGUAGUAACUUCGCUUCGUUCUGUUUAUUUGUUCAUUUGAUUCUUGUUUAAAUGGAAAUAAAUGUAAAAUGUUCAUUUUGC
This is a messenger RNA of Ciona intestinalis (vase tunicate), 2548 nucleotides long. NCBI's taxonomy places the organism in Eukaryota, Metazoa, Chordata, Ascidiacea, Phlebobranchia, Cionidae. The record is from RefSeq and is a predicted model, not a curated record.